This is a messenger RNA of Chelonoidis abingdonii (Abingdon island giant tortoise), 2232 nucleotides long. The record is from RefSeq and is a predicted model, not a curated record. Lineage: Eukaryota; Metazoa; Chordata; Testudines; Testudinidae.
AUGGAGGGGGAGGCCGAGGUCCCGGGUCACCCCGGGGAGUCCCCUGUGGAGGCAGCGGCCCCGGGGCCCGUCGCGGAGGAGCAGGCGGCCGCAGAGGAGGCCGGGGGCGAUAGUCCCCCUGAGGAGCCGGCGGGGGAAGAGGCUGCCGCGGAGGAGCGGGAGGCAGAGCCGGAACACAGCGCGGGCACGGAGCCUCCUUCCCCGGCCGCUGAGGGAAUCCCCGAGGCAGAGGCGGGAGCCGCCCCAGAGGCGCCCACCAGCGCCAGCUUCACGGAGGGCGAGGCCGAGGAGCCGCCCCCGCUGCAGGUGGGGGAAGUGCUAAGCCCCCGGGCGAGCUGGGGGGAGAGGCGGCCCAGCUUGCCCCUGCUGGAGCUGGGCAGCCCCCUGGAGGAGGAGGAGGCGGAGGACGCGGGGGAGGAGGCGGCGGAGCAGCGGCAGCGCGCGGAGCUGACCGAGCAGUACCGGCUCCUGCUGGCCGAGCGCGAGCGCACGCGCCGGUACAACUGGCACCUGCAGUUCAAGAUGUACGAGCUGUUCCGCAAGAAGGGCGAGGAGCCGCCCCGCGCGGAGCUGGAGGAGCUGGUCUCCGACAAGGAGCAGCGCUACGCUCGCUACCUCGCCAUGCUGGAGGAGCUGAGGGGGCAGCUGGCCCAGCAGCGGGCCUGGUACCAGCUCCAGAUAGACGCCCUGGAGCAGCGCUGCACGGAAAAGCUGGACCGGGUGAACGCCGACUGGCUCGCCUUCCAGGCCUGCAAGAAGGAAGUGACCCUCUUCGCCAUGGGGCGCCAGCUGGGGGGGAAGGAAGCUGCCGUUAAGGAGGUGGAGCACAUCCAAGCCAAGGAGCAGCGUAAAGAGAACGAGAUGAGUGAGGUCCGCCUGGAAAACAUCAAGCUGCAGCAUAAGAUUGAAAAGCUUGAAGCAAGCCUGAAAGCUCAAGAGGAACUGGCAGAAGGACUGCACCUGAUAGACUUUGAGCAGCUGAAGAUAGAGAACCAGACCUACAAUGAGAAAAUUGAGGAGCGCAAUGAAGAGCUUCUGAAGCUCCGGAAGAAGAUCACUAAUACAGUGCAAGUUCUGGCCCAGCUUAAAGAAAAACUGCAGUUUGUGGAAGCUCAGAAUCAAGACCAGAGGGCCCAGCUGAUGGAGACUGAGGCAUCGGUGGCACAGAAAAGAGAGAUUCUGACCAAAACCAAACAGGCUAGGGAUAGUUUACGGGUACACAACUUGAAAUUGCGACAGAAGUGUGGGCUUCUUGGAAGUGAGGCACUGCUGCGGGACUUUGAGAACAAGGUGGAUGCUGCUGAAGUGCUAAGUCAGCGGCUGGAGAUGCUGAAACGUCACCAUGCUGGACUCUCCCUUACGUGCAAAGCUGUAAAGAAAAAAAUCAAGGAAGCAAAAUCCUUUCUACCAGAAUGAGGAUUUUGAAGAAGAAAGUGAGGUUAAAAGACAGAAAAACAAAAAUUGAGCACUUAAAUUGGUUUAUUUGUCUCUGAAAUUGUUUUUCAUGUACAGGCUUUGAAUACAGUAAAAGGGUGAAAUAGUCUCAAUUUCACAUCUAAUGAAAACUUUGUUUCCAAAGUUUUAAUGUUAUACAUUCUAUCAGGAGACUGCCCUGAAGUUCUGCCUUUUCCAAUGGCUCAUGAAGAAACCAAGCAUAUGUGGCUAAUUACUCUAUCAUAUUGAUAUUUUAAGUAUGCAUUUAAAACACACACACACAGGCACUAUUCUAAUCGCUAGCAGCAUCACCCUCUGGUGAGCUCUGAAGUAGCUUUUCUGAAUAACCUCAACAUUGGGAAAAAGAAUUGAUACCACACCUAAAAAAUUCUCGGUUGGGAGGGAGGAAUUGGGAUCAUAAUGGAAAGCUGACCAUUUUAUUACUGAGAGCAUAAUAGCUGGAGAGAUGAGUCUCUGAAAACAAUCCCGCACAGGCUUGGAAAAGAUUAGAUGCCACAGUAUAUGUUUUUCAUCUUCUCUAAUUAGUUUGCUUUGAUUUUUUUGUUUUUUUUUGGGGGGGGGGCACAAAAUGGUUAAAAAAGUCAUAAAACAAUUCAACUGUACUAAAUACCCCAUUCUUACAUCUGUUGGUUUCUGGUGUUCUAGUAAAUCUCCAGUAGUGAUGAGAGACUACAAAGUAGGUUGAUUAAUUGGGGCAAAACACCACUACCCAAUUUAAUGUCUUCUAGACACUAGCCAGCACACAGAGACGUAUACCAAUAAAUAUAGUGGUCAACA